AUGAUAAAGAAGGAAGAAUAAGUCCAUGACGAAUUUAAAAGACCUCCAAAUCUGCUAAAAGCUAAAAAGCAUGGAAAUGCAAAGAGAUUUGCUGCUCCAUUACCUUUUACUGAUUUUGAUAAAGAUAGUGUAUGUCCAUGUUGUGGAUAUCCAUACAAGAAUUAAAUUCUUCCAUUAUGUGUUUCAAUAUCAGAAUUCAGUUUCAUAGGAUCAGGAAUAGUUCUAUAUUUUGAUUUUGUUAUAUAUUCACAAAUCAUUUUGCUCAUCUAUAUGUUAUUGUAAUAAAUAAUGUAGAUCAAUUGUAGGAGUGUACACAUUUUACGAUAAUAGUUAAGGAUUCAGAUGCUAGUUUGACAAGUGUGAAGAGGAUAUAUACAAUAAAUUUUCAAGAUCAAAUGUUUUAAAGUAUUGAGCUUGUAAAUAAUAAAGAGAGCUAGAUAUUGCAGCUAGUUACUUAAACUUUGCUACAUUGUUAAUAUUGAUAAUAACAUCUUUAAUAUAUCGUCGGCAUAUUAAUAAAAUUUGUUUGGAAAUUGAUGAUGCUGAAAUUGAGGCAUCUGAUUAUUCUAUAAUGAUUUAUAAUAUUCCAAAGAAUUGUAAGAAAGAAGAUAUUAGAUAAUUCUUUUUAUAGGAGGAGGGUAUGGAAACAUUGGAGUUAAGAAAAAUUUGUAUGGCUUAUGAAGUGAAGCAAUUUCUAUUUUUAAAAGUUGAAUUGGAUUAAUAAUAGAUGGAAUUAUCUCAAAUAUUAGAAUUGGAAAGAUAAAAAAAGAAACCUCCUAAAACAAGAACCGAAAUUCUAUAGAAAAUAAAAGAAAUAUAUGAGAAAUUGGAUUAUGUUGAGAAAUAUAAGGAAGUAAUUUUCAAGUUUACAGGAGUAGCUUUUUUAUCAUUUAAUUAUGAGAAACAUGCUGAUAUAGUUUGUGAUUAAUUUUAAUAGACAAAAAUUUAAUUGUUAUUAGAAUAAUUAAAUAUAAAAAAAUAUUAGAACAGAAAGUUUUUGGGUAAUUCAAUAAUAGUGAGAAAAGCACCUUUACCAGGGGAUAUAUUAUGGGAAAAUCUAGGUAUUGAAAUAAAAGAACAAUACAAAAGAAUAGUGACUACGAAUAUUGUAACAGCAAUUCUUUUAGCUGUAGGAUUGACUCUAAUAUUUGGAUUAUCUUAUUUAUAAGAAUACUUAAAUGAAUAAGUGAAAUUCGAUUCUACAACAACAAAUGUUAUAAUAAAUUUUUUAGGUUUUCUGGCAUCUUUGAUAGUUUCAUUUAUUAAUAGUAUAUUGUCUUCAACAAUAAUAAAAUUAAUAAUAAGAGAAUCGCAUUCAACAAAGACUGAAUAUGAUAUAAGUAUAGCAAAGAAGAUAGGAUUGGCAGAAUUUAUCAAUGGAGCAAUUUUAACUUUAUUAGUAAAUAUUUUAAUUAAAGGGCAAAAUGAGUCUUCUAUUAAUAGUUUGUAUUAAACAGGAGGUUUGAAUUCAGAUGUAAUGUGGAUAUUUAUGACAGAUUCUUUUAUGCCUUGGUUUUUAUUCUUUUUUGAUUUUGAACAUCUUAAGAAAUUAUACUUACGUAGAGAAAUCAAAAGAUUAGGAUCAAGUUGUAAAUUGACAUAAAAAGAAGCUAAUGAGUAUAAAAAUGUUCUAAAUUAAGAGCAUUUGAAGGUCCAAUGAU
Paramecium sonneborni is the source of this 1661-nucleotide messenger RNA. NCBI's taxonomy places the organism in Eukaryota, Ciliophora, Oligohymenophorea, Peniculida, Parameciidae. The record is from the annotation of a GenBank genome assembly.